AUGUUCGAAAUGCACCCUAAACGAAAUAGUCCAGAACAAAAUCAUAAAUUGAUUGGGACGCCCGACCCAAUUUUACACUUGAGUAGCAGACUUUUUAUUUAUUCAGGAAUUCAGUUACUAUUUUCGAUAUUCCAGCAUAAUUCUCGUGUGUUAACGGUAAGGAUGGAGAACAGAUUUGUAGUUUCUGGAAUUCUGUGUCACUGA
Messenger RNA from Heterobilharzia americana, 204 nucleotides. The record is from the annotation of a GenBank genome assembly. NCBI's taxonomy places the organism in Eukaryota, Metazoa, Platyhelminthes, Trematoda, Strigeidida, Schistosomatidae.